Danaus plexippus (monarch butterfly) is the source of this 4326-nucleotide messenger RNA. RefSeq names its product serine/threonine-protein kinase/endoribonuclease ire-1. The record is from RefSeq and is a predicted model, not a curated record. The transcript is spliced from 14 exons. Gene Ontology annotation, molecular function: protein serine/threonine kinase activity; RNA endonuclease activity; ATP binding. Gene Ontology annotation, cellular component: IRE1-TRAF2-ASK1 complex. Lineage: Eukaryota; Metazoa; Arthropoda; Insecta; Lepidoptera; Nymphalidae. Gene Ontology annotation, biological process: mRNA processing; IRE1-mediated unfolded protein response; protein phosphorylation. The coding region runs from base 132 to 3179 and encodes 1015 amino acids.
UGUCUGCCUACUCACUACUCAGUAGUCAGUGUUAUUUCCCGAUUAUUCUUUGUAUUACAAUGUCGUAUACAAUGUCGUGAAUUUGAUCAUAAAAAUAAUAUAAAAUGUUUCUUUUUUUACUGAAGGAAUAAAUGCUUAGAGCAAAGAUGAAGUUUUUUUUCAUAAUAUUAUUAGUGUUGGAGUGCUAUGGGUUAGAAUCGAAUGUGGACAAUGAUAGAAAGGUGAAUACAGAAGUGUCUAGAGCUUUAGAUGACCGGCCUUUGUUGUUUGCUACGCUCGGAGGCGGCAUGGUGGCCGUGGAUCCCUCAACAGGGAACGUUAUAUGGAAACUAAAAGAUGAGCCCGUAGUCAAAGUGCCGAAUCAGCAUGGGAAUCUCAUGUCCCAAUUCCUACCAGAUCCACGUCAUGGCUUCCUAUACAUGUACGGUCCGAGAGGGGAUAGUAAAAUGCUGAAGAAGUUGCCCUUUACCAUACCAGAGCUGGUUGCGAACGCACCUUGCAGGUCUACAGAGGGUAUAUUAUAUACUGGGAAGAAGAGCGACACGUGGUUCAUACUGGACCCAUUAACUGGUACCAGAGAACAUGUAUCUGGAUUCGACAGUUCAAAGAUAUUCAAAAGCGAGGGAGGUACCUGUCCGCCGAACAGAAAACGCGGCGUCUACAUAGCCCGCACCGAGUACAAUAUACUGAUGCACGAUUCAAACAACGAGAAUCAGAAGUGGAAUGUAACAUUCUUUGAUUACACCUCGCAUGCCAUGGCGAAGGAAAUGGUCAACGAUUACGGUAUAAUACAUUUCACGUCCACAUCGAAUGGUAGGAUAAUGUCCUUCAAUAGGAAGACCGGAGAUCUUCUUUGGUCUCAUAACUUCGAGACUCCGGUUGUUGCUACAUAUUUGUUAGACAGGGAGGGCCUUAUAUCCGUUCCUUUCAAUUCCAUUGGUGAUGAUACUUUGGACCACAUUAUGGAAGACGCGACCACUUUGAGGAAUGGUCAAGGAAUCAAGAAUUCCAAUAUAGAAUUGUAUCCCACUCUAUACAUCGGCGAGCAUAACCAUGGUCUAUACGCAUUAUCGUCUCUCGUAGACAAGAACACAGUCACAAUAUCAACUGGACACACAAAACCCCUGCUUCUCGAGGGUCCAGUGACGGAAAACCAAGCGAACUCCGAGAAGGUUACCUACGAGCCCUUCAAGAACAUCCACUACCAGCUGAACGAUCUAAAUCUCCACGUAACACCGCCAUACCUGUUACUAGGGCAUUACAAAGUACCAGAACUGACAACUAAUUGGAUGCCGCAUCUACCGAAUAUAAACACUAUAUCGCACUCACAGAACUCAGUGAAGCUGAUUAACGGGGAGGUCCGGGUCACUGACCUUGAUGGGGAAAAUGAAACUAAUUUGAAGUCCAAUACCAAUUCAGUGUCUGUGUCUGUUCAAACUGACGAGUUUUUCCAGGAGUUCAGUUUUAGACCUGAUCUGUGGUAUAAGAAGGCCUAUAUAUGGUUGCACCAGCAAGAAAAUAAAGCUCUCAAAGUACUGCUGAUAAUUCUGAUGGGUUUGGUUGUAACCUUAUUCUGGUAUUUAAGGUAUCAGGCCCGUGAAUUUCAACAGCUCUCUCAGUCUGGCUCUAGGGGUUCCUCCACACAGGAAGUGACUGCUCAGCUGGAGGAGUUAGGGGAGGGGGAAGUGAGAGUGGGGAAGAUAAGUUUCUUCACGGACCAAGUUCUGGGGAAAGGCUGUGAAGGAACAUUCGUUUAUAGGGGUACGUUCGACAAGCGAGCUGUGGCUGUUAAGCGACUUCUACCAGAGUGUUUCACCUUCGCCGACCGCGAGGUGGCGCUGUUAAGAGAGUCCGAUGCGCACGCGCAUGUAGUACGAUACUAUUGUACUGAGAGGGACAAACAGUUUAGAUACAUAGCUCUGGAGCUCUGCUCGGCGACUUUGCAGGACUACGUGGAAAAGAAAUUAAACUUUGUAUGCAAGAUAGAAUCCUUGGAGGUUCUACGACAGGCCACUUUAGGGUUGUCGCAUCUGCAUUCCAUGGAUAUAGUCCACAGAGAUAUAAAGCCCCAUAAUGUGUUGCUGUCGAUGCCGAACGGUACCGGCGAGGUGCGGGCUAUGAUAUCAGACUUCGGGCUGUCGAAGAAACUGAAUAUAGGGAAGGUCAGCUUCUCGAGACGAUCAGGAGUCACAGGAACUGACGGAUGGAUAGCACCCGAGAUGAUCAACGGAGAGAGGACGACGACCUCAGUGGACAUGUUUUCUCUGGGAUGUGUGUUCUACUUCGUGUUGUCCAGAGGCCUGCAUCCGUUUGGAGACGUCUUGCGAAGACAAGCGAACAUACUGACAGGGGACUAUAACCUGGAUCACCUGGAUAAGGUUCUGCCUUCAGAGCAGGUGUUACUGUCCAAGAUGCUGAUCCGCUGUAUGAUAUCCGUCCGCCCCAGCCGCCGCCCGCCCUGCGACUCAGUACUCAAAUUCCCGCUCUUCUGGAAUCGACAGGGAGUUCUUAAUUAUCUACAGGACGUUAGUGACCAUAUAGAGAGCGUCUCCCAGACAACCGAUCAUCCGCUGGAGUUCGGAGGUCGUAAGGUCAUCAGAGGUGACUGGAGGCUACACGUGUGUAGCCGCGUAGCGGGGGAUCUACGAGCGAGGAGGACCUACAGGGGGGAUCGCGUAGCACAUCUAUUAAGAGCCGUUAGGAAUAAGAAACAUCACUAUAGAGAAUUAGAACCAGAAAUACGCGAAAGUCUGGGCCGUUUGCCGGACGGCUUCGUCACGUAUUGGCUGAAGAGAUUCCCCCUCCUGCUCCCGCACGUGUGGCUUCAGAUGCAGCAGUACAGGAACGAGGAUAUACUGCAAGCAUACUAUCCGUACUCCUUCACAUUUUAUAGAGAAGAAGUCCCAGAGCUAGCGGACGAUGACAAUGAAACGCCGCCAGAAUCAGAGGAUCCGCACAAAAACGAACUGUUCGCGAAAAGCAGGGUGUACUACGAUGAUAGCAAAGAGAAGAAGUUCUAUAGGAAAGAUUGGUCGCCUAAGAAGCAAGUGGAUUGGCGGAGUCAGGGGCAGGAAUUUCAGUUGAAACAGGAUGACGUCAGAUUAAGAGAUAGACAUCACUAUAAGAAGAGAGAGAAGAAGAGAGAGGAGAUGCCUGUGUGGAGCUUACCUCCGCAGUGACAAGUGAUUUUGUUUAUAAUAUUUAUAGUUCAAUGUACAGAAGACAAUGAGUUGAGUUGAGAAUGUGUGAGAUUAUAUCAAAAUGGCCGAUGGACUGAUAAGAUACUACCAUUUUAUUAAUUGAAAGAGAAAGGUGUUUUAAAGUAUUUAAGAUGAGAUUUAGAAUAUAUUUGUUAAGUAUAAUGGGACCAACUGUCAUAAACGUGUAAAUAGCUCAACAUUCCUGUUUGUAUCGUAUACAUCUAAUUUAUUACUAAUUUAGAUAAACGAGACCAGUGCGGCACUAACAUUGUUUACACUUUUGUGCUAUUACGCUUCUCUAUUGUAAAUAUUAAAGCUGUUUUAAUUUAUAACCGUACUUAUUUAUAUAUAAAUUGAUUUUUUAUGGGAAAAUUAAUACAUGUUUUUGUUUUAAAUGAUUUAUUAUUGUAAUAUAUUACACAGUACUAUUGUUGCUCAUCACAAUUGUAUAUGGCUAUGUUGAAAAUUAGAUGUUUUGUUUUUCAUUUUAGUUUAAGAUGUAUUGUGAUAAAAAACUAACUAAUUCUAAGUUAUAUUUUCGAGUACAUUAUACUAUUUAUAUGUAGGAAAUUAAUUUUUAUAUAUAUAUAUUUUAAUUGUAUAGAAAAAUUAAGCAAUGACAAAUUGUAAGGAAUUUAAGAAUUUUUUUUUUUUUAAUAAUCGGUGAAGAUCUAAUUUAUAAAACUAAUAAUUUCAGUCUCAUUUCUAUGGUAUUGACAAUAAACUUAUAAUAUGGCACUUAAAUAUUUGUACAGAAACAAAGACAAAAAAAAACUGUAUUAUAAUAAAAAAAUAAUAAUAACAAUAUCACAAACUAAAUGACGUAUAAAAUUAUUAUAUUUGUACAAAAUUUAUAAAAAAAAAUAAUAAUAUAAUAUUGUCGCUUCUACAUUUUUUAAAUGCUUUAUAUUAUGUCAUAUUAAUUUAGGAUCUCGUUUCGAGAUUGUUUUACAAAUUGCACAACAUACAUACAGUAAAGAAAUUAAGCACAAAUGUUUUCUGUGAAAAAAAAAAAAACACUUAUAAUGAUAGUUGUACUAUUAAUAUAAACUAAUGUAAUAGACAUCAAAAACAAAUUAAUUCUGUAAUAUAUGAACUGUUGACAUGAAAUAAAAUUUUUUACUUA